GACAUCCCCGACUACUCGCUGACUUCUGCGCUCGCCUUUUCUAUUCCUACAGUCACGUGUGCGUGACGUCACCUGAGGCUCCUUAGCGACUUGGAAAUUGGAAUUAUCAGCGACGAGAAGUAACGGGAAUAAGUGAGUAAGGUUCUCGUUCCUCAUGGAUCCGGCCCUGUGCUCGGAGCUUCUCUCUUUCCUGAAGCCGGAGACCCGUGCGGAUGUUCGAGCGCAGGCGUUAGAGUACAUUCUGGGUGUAAGUGGGACCCCUGAGGGGAGACAGAGCUUGUGCGCUGAACCCCGACUUCUGCAGGUUGUUCUGGAUUUAACGACGGAGCAGUCGGCCCACGUUGCCCAGGAUGCCCACCAUGUUCUGGUUAAUCUGACGUCCGACCCCACGACCCACAAAUCUCUCCUGGGUCACGUCCCCACCCUCCUCCCCUCAUUACUGACCCUCCUGCAGGAUCCCACCUGCCCCUUCUCUGACUCCACCUGCACCGCCCUCUGCAACCUGAGCCGUGAGGAGGAAAGCUGUCAAUCAUUCCUGCAGACUCUCAAACAGGAGGGACUGUGCCAACUGCUGCACAUGUUGUGUACCCCCAAGUACAAUGGUCACGCCUCCCUCGAUUAUCUGGGACCCCUUGUCUGUAACCUGACUCAGCUCCCGGAGGGCAGAGACUUCAUACUGGAUAGAGACAGGUGUGUGAUCCAGCGACUGCUCCCGUAUGUCACGGCCGGAUCUACUGUGAGGAAAGGGGGGAUUGUGGGAACUCUGCGCAACUGCUGCUUUAACCACCGAGACCACGAGUGGCUACUUAGUGACCAGGUGGAUUUGCUGCCCUUCCUGCUCUUGCCACUGGCCGGGGGCGAAGAAUAUACCGACGAGGAGAUGGAAAGCCUCCCCCCCGACCUGCAGUAUCUGCCCGAGGACAAAGAGCGAGAGAGCGACCCCGACAUCCGCAAGAUGCUCAUUGAGACCGUCCAGCUGUUGUGUGCGACAGCCGGGGGGCGGCGCAUUGUCCGACAGAAGGGGACGUACCUGAUAAUGAGAGAGUUGCACUCGUGGGAGAGAGAGUCGUACGUGAGCAGAGCCUGCGAGAAGCUCAUCCAGGUUCUGAUUGGGGAUGAGCCGGAGGCGGGAUUAGAGAAUCUCAUGGAAGUGACCGUCCCACCCGACCUGGAAGAGACCUUCACUCGAGUCGAUCAGGAAGAUGAAGGGAGUUUGGACCAAUAGCUGCUGGGCAACUUGGGACUAGUAAUAAAGGGUUUGGCCAAUGGUUCUGCUCUUCUGUCCAUUCUCAUUGGCCGGGAUUGACUUAUUAAUGAACAAUAAAUGUGACAGUUGCUUUUAUAAAGGGAAAUUGUAGAAGCAGUUUGUGGGGGAGAGGGGGCGGAGCUUGGGCUGAGAGGCACAUUGGCUACUUGAUACAACGGUAAUAACCCACAGCCAAUUAAUUCCACCCAGGAGGCGGCACAUCCACGGGCAACUGGCCAAACUGGCA
Molecule: messenger RNA, 1493 nt
Organism: Xenopus laevis (African clawed frog)
Lineage: Eukaryota; Metazoa; Chordata; Amphibia; Anura; Pipidae
Gene: hgh1.L
Product: HGH1 homolog L homeolog
Cellular component (GO): cytoplasm
Source: RefSeq, marked provisional